CAUCCCUGACGUGGGAAACGUUCAAAUUGACUGUUCCUCCGAUUUCCUCCCACUAGCUUCCAUCCCUGGUACAACGCUGUCUUUUGCUAAAAAAAAAAAAAAGAUGAUGAAUAUUUUGGCCAUUUCUCUGGUAUUGUCCACACUUGUUACAGCAGGAUUUUUCAGUCCGAAGAAUAAGAAGGAUGAUGUUGUUUUAGUAGUUGAAUUUGAUAAAGAUGAUGGCACCAAGGUCUUAAUCUCCCCAAAAGAAUCUGAAAUUGCGAAGGGAAAAUCAAAAUCAGGGUAUAUUUGUGAUCUCAAAGACAAGUUAUACGAAAAAGUAGAGCCAAAUAAUAUGGGUCAAGGGAUGUCGAGUCCGGCUGCCUAUGUGAGUCGUCAAGAUGAUGAAGAAAAUGGUGAAUUAUUUCAUACUAAGACAAGUGCUAGAGAGUUAGUUUGUGACGCCUUUGGCAAGUGCAAAGAAAAAAUUGCUAUUGCUCUGGGAAGAAACAAAGACAAGGCUUCAGAAAAAGCCCAUGAAGCUGCUGAUCAAGUUGAAGAUGCCGUUACAGGAGCCCCAGAUAAGGCGAAGGAGAUAGUUGAGCAAGUUCAAGAAAAAGCCAAGGAUGUUGUUGACACGACAAAGAGAAAAAUGGAGCACGCGAAAGAAGAAAUAUCUGAGAAAACACAACAAGUGAAAGAAGGUGGGAAGGAGGACUUGAAAGAUAUCCUCGAGCGAGGACGUUUAUUCUUCCGUGAUGUAUUUGCGUAUACCUUCUCGCUGGAGCAUUUGUAUCCUGUGAUGCGUUUGACACAUUUUCUGGGAUUUACAAUGGCUUAUGGGAUGUGUAUUUGGGUAACAUUUGUUUCAAGUCAUGUGCUGGCUAGAGCUUUGCCAAGGCAGCAAUUUGCACUUGUUCAAAGCAGGAUUUACCCUGUCUACUUCAAGCUCAUGGCUUAUUGCGUUGGCGCAGCAUUCCUCGCCCAUUUUCUAAGCCAAAAACGUCGACCUUAUGCCAACUCGGCUGAAGCGGUUCAAGGUUUCAAUCUUCUAGCGUCCAUCUCCAUGCUUUUGAUCAAUUUGCUAUACUUGGAGCCUCGAGCCACAAAGGUUAUGUUUGAGAGAUUGAAGUUAGAGAAGGAAGAAGGCAGAGGUAUACACAUAUCCAACAGUGAACAAAGCAGUAGAGGAGUGGAGUCUAUAUUGGAUCCUACGAGGACAAAGACGACCAGUCAGACAACAACAACAACUAAACAGGCAGAAAUGUCUCCAGAGCAGUCCGCCCAAUCGGUGAAAUUAAGCCAGAAGCUUAACAAGUUGAACUCAUAUUCAUCCUUUCUUAACGUGCUGACACUUAUGGCUCUUACUCACCAUCUUGUUCACCUUACACUGCUACUCGAUGCCAUCAGCAGCUGAAGCGCUCGCACUCUGAUGCUGUCAUUUUCCGCAAGUAUUAAUACAUGGUUUGAUUGAUCAGCUAGCGUAUGCUGUUUUUUUUUUCUUUGUUAGUUAUUAUGGUAGAUGUCAUUCCCACUGUGUAGUUGCGUUAGUCCGUCUUUAUGAUUUUUUUUAACUUUUGUCUUAGUAUUGUUCUUUCCUUUGCUGUUUGUAUACAAAAAAUUUAAGCCCUCUUGGGGCAUAAGGACUUUGCUUUUUUUUUUUUUUUUUUACAAAAUAAUAUAGUG
Messenger RNA from Capsicum annuum, 1665 nucleotides. RefSeq lists its product as uncharacterized. The record is from RefSeq and is a predicted model, not a curated record. NCBI's taxonomy places the organism in Eukaryota, Viridiplantae, Streptophyta, Magnoliopsida, Solanales, Solanaceae. The transcript is spliced from 2 exons. Bases 104 to 1396 code for a protein of 430 amino acids.